GCUUGCUCUUCGCGUCACGCUCGGCUUUCGGGCUGCUACUUCCGGGUCAGAGGUCGGACGGUCCGGCGCGACGUGGGCCAUGGUGCAGCUCAGGCCACGCGCGUCCCGCGCUCCGGCGUCGGCGUCGGCGAUGGUGGACGAGGGCCAGCCCGCCUCGCAGGAGGCGGAGCACGGCCUGUUGCUCGGGCAGCCCAGCAGCGGCGCGGCCGCCGAACCCUUAGAGGAGGACGGGGACGGGGACGGGGACGAGUGGGACGACGAGGCCCCAGAGGAGCUGACUUUCGCCAGCGCCCAGGCGGAAGCGAGGGAAGAGGAGCGGCGAGUCCGGGAGACGGCGCGCAGGGAUAAAACACUCCUGAAGGAGAAGAGGAAGCGACGCGAGGAGCUGUUCAUUGAACAAAAGAAAAGGAAACUCCUUCCAGACACUGUUCUAGAGAAGUUAACUGCAGCUUCACAGACAGACAUAAAGAAAUCACCAGGAAAGUUAAAAGAAGAUAAUUUGCAGAAGAAAAAUGAAGAAUGUGAAAAAGGAAGUGAGUCCAAGAAAGUUAAAGAAAAAGUACAGUCUAUUGGCCAGAAUAAAAGCUACGUGGCUCGAAGGCUAAAGGAUCAAGAUCUGAGAGAUUCAAGGCAACAAGCAGCCAUAGCCUUCAUACAGAAUUCUUUGUAUGGUCCAGGAACCAACAGGACUACUGUAAAUAAGUUCCUGUCGCUUAACAAUAAGAGGUUACCAGUGAAAAAGGCUGCAGUCCAGUUUUUGAAUAAUGGUUGGGGAACCCAGAAAAAACAAAAUGCCAAGAGGUUUAAAAGACGGUGGAUGGUCAGAAAGAUGAAAACUUCUAAGAAGUAAAUCAAAGCUAAAUGAAGAAUGACAACUUUGUAUGUACGGAACUUACAGUUAUUUAGUUUAGAAGAUUAAUUUGUCUUUAAAAAUCUAAUAAAUCAUUUUAAAGGAU
Molecule: messenger RNA, 956 nt
Organism: Myotis myotis
Lineage: Eukaryota; Metazoa; Chordata; Mammalia; Chiroptera; Vespertilionidae
Gene: NOL7
Product: nucleolar protein 7
Exons: 8
Coding region: 80-850 (256 amino acids)
Cellular component (GO): nucleus
Molecular function (GO): RNA binding
Source: RefSeq, a predicted model, not a curated record